Molecule: messenger RNA, 1284 nt
Organism: Lingula anatina
Lineage: Eukaryota; Metazoa; Brachiopoda; Lingulata; Lingulida; Lingulidae
Product: lewis-type alpha-(1,3)-fucosyltransferase-like
Cellular component (GO): membrane
Molecular function (GO): fucosyltransferase activity
Source: RefSeq, a predicted model, not a curated record
AUGGCCGUCUUGACAGGGAGGCUGUUUCGCCUGCGUUCCAUGGCCACCACGUGCAUCGUUCGGCCAUUUCGAGUAUUCGGUAUAACAAAUAUUAUCAUCGCCCUUAUUGUUGUCAUAGGCCUGCUUGUGUUUCUCCCUUCAAAGAGCACUGACACCGUUUAUCGCUUUGUCAAAAGUUACGGGUCAGGAAACAAUGAGUUAGAAGAGGAGUUCAUACCAACUGGGCCCCCGAAAACCAUCCUAUUUUGGAAUGAUGACUGGGGCUACAUGAAAGAUGGCGUGGACGGACUUUUCAAAGAACUGAACUGCCCGGUUAGUAACUGUAUCAUGACGCUAAACCAGAGUAAACUCAACGAGGCAGAUGCUGUGCUUUUACAUAUCUGUCCUCUAGCGAACAAGAAGAACCCAGUUUGGCCAACGCGAACGAAUCCCGACCAAAUAUGGAUAUUUUACACCCACGAGAGUCCCUGUUUUAGGGGGUUUGCUGGGAAAUGGGAACAGUUAUACCCGGAAUGGGACAGUAAAGGUUUUAACUGGACAAUGACAUACAGAGCCGAUUCUGACAUUCCGAUGUUUUACGGAGACGUGUGGAAAAGGGAGACCCCAACGAAUAAGAAUUACACCGAGGUUGCCUUGAGAGAGAAAAAACUGGCUGUCUGGAUAUCUAGCCACUGUGAAACAUUUGGACAAAGAGAGUACUAUAUUAAAGAACUAAGAAAACACAUGCCCUUGGACAUAUUAGGUGAGUGCGGGGAUCCUAAUGGUUGUCCCAUGGAAAAUAGAGGUUAUAUUGAUGACACUUGCAUGGACCUGGUUGGCGAAAAUUACAAAUUUUUUCUAGCAUUCGAAAACAGUUUCAGUUUCGAUUACGUCACGGAAAAGUUUUUCAAAACUUUGCGAGGGGACUUUGUUGUUGUAGUUCGCGGCGCCGCAGACUACACGCGUCUUGGCGCCACACCGGAAAUGUACAUCAAUACCGCCAACUUCUCCCACCCGCGGGAUCUCGCCGCAUACCUCAUGAAGAUCGACAAAGAUCCUGCCUUAUAUGCAAAAAUGCUUGAAUGGAAAAACUACUACGAUGGCACAAGUUAUACACCCAGAACACGGCAAUCUUGGUGUGAUUUAUGCAAAAAGGUCAACCAGAACCCGAUGCCACGGAAGACGUGGACGAACUUUAAGGCGUGGUUCAAUGAAAGUGAGUGCCGUAAACCACCAGAUCUUGAUUUUGUAACGGAAGAGCUGAAAAACGAGCCAAUGAAACCAUGGCCACGACCUGCCGCCUAA